CUUCUCCUGGCUCCUUUGUAUCUCGCGAGAGUUUGUCGGUAUAUAUAUGCCGUGUAAAUAAUGUACCCUCCUUUUGUUUACGCGAGUACCGUGGUCCAGUGACGCGAAGAGCACGAAGAAGAGACCGCGUAGACGAAGAGCGAAGCUUUAACUUCUCUCUUCUUCUCCCAGCAACCCUGAACAUCCGAAAAUCUUUAAAUCGUUUACGAAGAUGGUGCGUUUAAUGACACUACGAGCUCACGUCUUGUGCCUUUUCUUGAGCUUUGGGACUGUAUUUGGCUUGCACGAAACAGUGCCGAAUAUAAUCGUUAUCAUGGCCGAUGAUCUGGGGUGGAACGAUGUUGGUUUCCACAGCUCAAAUGAGAUACAUACCCCGAACAUAGACGCCUUGGCGUAUAACGGAAUUAUAUUAAAUAGGCAUUACGUCUUACCGUCCAGUACACCUUCCAGAACCGCGUUUUUUUCCGGAAAGUAUCCGAUACGUAUGGGAAUGCAGGGAGACGAUAUACAGGGUGGCGAACCCAGAGGACUGCCCCUCAGCGUGAGGAUCUUGCCGGAAUAUUUGCGGGGGUUGGGGUACACGACAAAGCUGAUCGGGAAGUGGCACUUGGGGUACCACACGCCGCAGCACACUCCCCUGCACCGUGGCUUCGAUUCCUUCCUUGGCUUUUACAAUAGUCACGUUUCGUAUUAUGACUAUAAGUACUCAUUUCAGAAUAUGAGCGGAUAUGAUAUGCAUCGUGGCGAUGCUCCGGCUUACGGCUUAACCGACAAAUAUGUGACGGAUCUUUUCACCGACGAGGCAGUUAGAAUCAUCGAGGGUCAUGACCCGACUCGGCCGCUCUAUCUCCAAAUAUCGCAUCUCGCUGUUCACGCGCCUCUCGAGAAUCCGCAAGAUUACGAUCACCACGAUAAACGGUUCCUAUAUCUCCCGGAACCACGUCGCAAGUAUGCAAGGAUGGUAUGGAAAUUGGACGAGUCCGUUGGGCGCAUCGUUCAUAGUUUGGGCCAACAGGGGAUGCUAAGGGACUCGGUGAUUCUCUUUCUCACUGACAACGGGGCGGCGUCCAUUGGCAAAUUUCGCAAUUUCGGUUCUAAUUAUCCCUUACGAGGUAUGAAAUAUACCCUUUACGAGGGCGGGGUGCGAGGGAUUGCCGUGCUGUGGUCACCAAGAUUGAGUAAAGCAGCACGUGUGUGCGACGACCUGGUGCACAUAACCGACUGGCUACCAACCCUCUAUGCCGCCGCUACUGGCGAUGUCAACGAUUUGGGGGAGAUCGACGGGGUGAAUCAGUGGCGAGUGUUGAACGACGGUUACCCGACAGUCAGGGACAAGCUGUUGCUCAACAUCGACGAGGUUUCCAAGACUGAGGGUGCUAUAUAUAAGCAGUACAAGCUUCUUCGAGGAUCGAUCGACGGCGGCUACUACGAUGGAUAUUAUAACGAAUUCAGACAUUCUUAUAUUUCGUAUUACAACGAUUCGAAGAAAAACGCGCAGGACGAUACGCCAUCCUACACUGACAUCAUCUUGAAGAGCGCGGUGUCGCAGAGCAUCACGUAUCACCUGGGCGGUCCAACCACACAGCCCAGCACGAUGCUUCAAUUACGACGCGAAUCUACGGUCCAUUGUGGAUACAAUUUCACUUAUAGAAACAAUUUCGUCACUUGCAACGUCACCGAAUGCCUCUUCGACAUCGAGAGCGAUCCUUGCGAAACGAGAAACAUCGUCAAUCAAUACCCGAGGAUCGCUCGAGAGUUGGAUCAGUUUCUGGAGCAGUAUGGGCGCAAUGUCACGGUACAGCUCAAGCCGCCGGUGGACUGGCUCGCUGAUCCAAGAAGAACGAACAAUACAUGGGAGCCGUGGAUACCAUCGGACGACACGUUCUAUCUGUACAACGCGGCAGCCCAGUUGGCUGGUUUGACUUGUUAUAUACACAUCGGACUCGUUCUCGUGGCAGUCGUGUGCAAAGCUUUUGUUUGAGCAAAUGUCGCGAUCGAAAUGUAGACGUAACGAAACUUCGUUGGUCCAUUUAGAAUGAUUCGCUGGCAUGUGGAAGUUGUAUCGAGGUCGUAUCGAGACAAACAGAUAUAUUCUUUGUUCAUCUUUCACACAUUCUUUACCGGAAGAUCACGCGCAAUGAUAAAGCAAUGCAUAAAUUGCAGAUGUGUUAAACAUGAGCUACGUCCGUAAACUUAGCAUUUGCAUUGUUUGACGAAUUAACAUUUGUAUUAUCAAUGUUUUUUGUAUGGACUACCGCAUGGCAUAAGGAGAUUUCUGUUUCUUUGAGGCUAUAAAAGUAUUUGUGAAUAAUAGCUUGUCUUAUUGUUUAUCUUAUUCAAGAAUAGAUGGAACUAAGAAAAUCCGCGUGUUGAAAAGAAGUUUUACCUUGAACAAUCCAUUUGAAAUAAUUAAUUUUAUAGAUAAUUUCUGUAGUUCAAUUCAUUGUCCGACAAUUUUUUCGCUUUUUUUAUUGAACUUUUUUCGUAAUUAAUAAAUUUUGAAUCUACACUCUAAUAUAUAAUUUCAUCAAAUGUCGACAGUCAUUUAGACUAAUUUAAACUAGUUGCGAGUUUGUUUUUCUUCGCACGUCGUUCAAUUAAUUGUGAGUACUUUCAAAACAGCUAGUUCUGGUAAGGUUAUAUAUCUGUUAACACAACGAAAUAUCAUUUUACCUUCUCCAGUUUCUGUUGCUAAUUGUGCUAUUUAAUUUGCGGUAGAAUUAAGUGACCUUACGCAAAGUAACCUUGUGUUUUUUGUCGUUUAACUUAUACUGAUAAUAAUGAAUAAUAAAUUGGAUUGGUUUAUAUUCAGCAUUAUAGAAAUUUCGCAAAAUUUGUAUUAAGUAUAUCAAAGACUAUUACAUUCGACAUUUGUGAAUA
Vollenhovia emeryi is the source of this 2880-nucleotide messenger RNA. Its product is annotated as arylsulfatase B-like. Bases 212 to 1981 code for a protein of 589 amino acids. Lineage: Eukaryota; Metazoa; Arthropoda; Insecta; Hymenoptera; Formicidae. The record is from RefSeq and is a predicted model, not a curated record. The transcript is spliced from 8 exons.